AUGGGCUUCUUAGAUUUUGUCAGCAGUGCGAUCGGAGCAAUUAAAGACGUGGUAUCACACUCUCCCAUUGUGAAGGCGCUAGCUCCAAUCGCUGGAAUAAUUGCACAUGCAGUGCCAAGUGUCGGGCCCAUCAUUGACACGUUAGUUCCCGCCCUUGAUGGAAUCUUCAGUUCAGACAACGCCGCGCCAGCAGUUGAUCAGGAGCCACAUCACCUCUCUGCGGAUGAGCUCUCGAAGCCUAUACUUGUGAAAUUGAAUGGACAGGAGAAACAUAUCGAAAGUGUUUUAGGGACUGUCAAGGAUCUUGAAAAGAAAUUGCAAGCAGAACUGGAGUCGGUCAAGAAGUCUUUAGAGGACUCUAUCAAGAAUGCUGUCACAACGAUCGAAACGGACAUCAUAAAUGCCAUCAAAGCCGGAGUGCAUGAGACAAUUACGAGUAUUUCUAAUCAAUAUGCCACAUUCAUUAGUGACAAAGUGUUUGGACAAAUUCGCGAUGCUGCGGAAUGGUUUUCAAACCACCAGGUGGAGUUGAGGAUCACGUUCAUGGAUGACGACACGAAGUUCACGGAUCUCAUCGGAGAGCGAGCGCUUCCUGGUAAGUUACGGGCACUACUUGAAAAACUGACGGAGGGUUUAUCGAGCUUGAGAACCUUGCUCGAAAAAGAGGAUGUCGUCGCCUCACAGCAGACAUUAGACCUCUAUUUGCGUAUGUGGCAGACCGGUUGUAACGACCCAACUAACCACAGUAAUAGCAUCAUCGUAACAAGAGGCUUGUAUGCGCGAAAACUAUUUCUAGAAGGCACAAAUUGGGGUAUGUUUACUUACGAGAGUGCUCUGUUGCGAAGUGAUACUAUUACAGCCAGAGAUGUACUGAUCAACGUGGUCACCAAUAUACCCACGCGUCGGACGCAGGCCAUUCCAGAACCUACACCCACCACAAACGAUCCGAAUAAAUCAUAUAUCCAAGAUAAUUGGUCUCCAAUGGCUAUUGGCGCGAUCAAUCUCGAUGGUAUACAGAAAUUGACUGGGUUGACAGAGAUCAGGUCUCAUCAAUCGCUCUAUGUAGACACUUUUGCUGCGAAGCUACAACACCGAUACUGGGUGGAGUUGGCGAAUCAAGCCGUUAAUUAUAAAUUAGCGCCGGCGCGGCUGGUGAUCCAAAAUCUCGAGGAUAACAUCCGCCAAUGGAAUAGUCGCAUCCCUGUAUCACCAGCCCACGUGGCAGAUGGACACAUACGUCGCGUCACACUUUUAGAUAAGGACCUUGAAGCCGUUUACAUUGGACCGAAAAAAGGAGAAGUGCUGGAGAUGCUUGGCUUCAAGCCUCUAAAUCCAGGAUCGACCGUCGUACAUCCUGUUCCGGGUAUUUUUUAUGUUCCUGGUCACGACUUGACUGGAAAGUCUUUAUCAUAUGUGGUUACCUAUAGUAGCAUAUAUGGAGAAAGUUCGACGAGCGUAGUCACUAGUUCAUUGCCCUUCGACUCAAAAGUGAAAAUUCUCUACCUUGACCUAGAACCAAUCGCAUUCGAUAACGAUCCCUUGGCUAACACAACUCGCCCUAACGAUCCCGGAGGCAAUUCUGUAGCGCCAACAAGGGCAAUCAAGAGACGAAUCUACGUUAUUGUCAAGAGCACCGAAGGUCAACCAGAGUACCGGUUCCCUCUGUGUGAAGUGGAUGACCAUGCUCUAGGCGUAUAUCAUAGCUUCGAUGAUCCAAAGCCGUACAUAGUCAAAUAUACUCAACAAAGAGCUGAUCGUGGCGAACAAUGA
Molecule: messenger RNA, 1770 nt
Organism: Glarea lozoyensis ATCC 20868
Lineage: Eukaryota; Fungi; Ascomycota; Leotiomycetes; Helotiales; Helotiaceae
Exons: 12
Coding region: 1-1770 (589 amino acids)
Source: RefSeq, a predicted model, not a curated record